Molecule: messenger RNA, 426 nt
Organism: Dothidotthia symphoricarpi CBS 119687
Lineage: Eukaryota; Fungi; Ascomycota; Dothideomycetes; Pleosporales; Dothidotthiaceae
Exons: 1
Coding region: 1-426 (141 amino acids)
Biological process (GO): spliceosomal complex assembly; regulation of mRNA processing
Molecular function (GO): ATP binding
Source: RefSeq, a predicted model, not a curated record
AUGAGGAGGUGGAUUCUAUCUCACAACCUGUCUCGAACAGUAUCUGGCCAUGCUGCUUCGAAGGUUUCCUGUGUACGAUACGAGCCGAUUGAAGACAUCGAACCAUUCGAGCGGUACGCUGCUGGAGGUUAUUAUCCGGUUCAGAUCGGCGACCAAUUCUGCUUGUCUCGUUAUCACAUUGUACACAAGCUGGGCCACGGGGCUUCUUCCACCACAUGGUUAGCACGUGACGAGCGUUUGACCAAGUACGUCGCGAUCAAAUUCGUCGUGUCGGAACGUAACCGUCCAUUCGAGAGCGCUAUACUGAAAAUCUUGCGGGAUGGGAAAAGAUGCGAUGCGGAAGCACAUGCCGGCAUUGCUAUGAUACCAGAGAUGUUGGAUGAGUUCGACGUGGAAGGUCCAGAGAUCCAGGGCACAAAGGGAUAA